Molecule: messenger RNA, 1265 nt
Organism: Musa acuminata AAA Group (dessert banana)
Lineage: Eukaryota; Viridiplantae; Streptophyta; Magnoliopsida; Zingiberales; Musaceae
Product: ribulose-phosphate 3-epimerase, chloroplastic-like
Exons: 10
Coding region: 147-995 (282 amino acids)
Biological process (GO): carbohydrate metabolic process; pentose-phosphate shunt; pentose-phosphate shunt, non-oxidative branch
Cellular component (GO): cytosol
Molecular function (GO): metal ion binding; D-ribulose-phosphate 3-epimerase activity
Source: RefSeq, a predicted model, not a curated record
CUGAGGCUGAGAUUUUUACGACCCUUUUCGACUCCCAUCUCCAUCUCCCUCUCCCGUCUCACAAAUGUAUAUACACAUUUAUAGCUUCGUCCGCAGCCUCUGUUUGGUUGGUAGCCUUACCGAUUAGGUGAAGGGCAGAAGAAGACAUGAUCGCCUCAGCGACCGCCGCCUCUUCGUCGUCGCUGGCGAUUGCCGUCCCCCACAGCGGUCGACUUCGGAAAUCCUCCCUCCUCCUGUCUCGCACCAAUAUCGCCGUCAGAAGGAAUUUCCCAAGUGUGGUGAAGGCAUCAGCUCGCGUCGAUAAAUACUCUAAGAGUGACAUAAUUGUUUCACCAUCCAUUCUCUCUGCUAACUUUUCCAAGUUAGGCGAGCAGGUUAAAGCUGUCGACGUGGCAGGGUGUGACUGGAUUCAUGUUGAUGUAAUGGAUGGACGCUUUGUGCCAAAUAUCACAAUAGGACCUUUAGUUGUUGAUGCCUUGCGCCCCGUAACUGAUCUUCCAUUGGAUGUGCAUUUGAUGAUCGUAGAACCUGAGCAGCGGGUUCCAGAUUUUAUCAAGGCAGGUGCAGACAUUGUCAGUGUUCAUUGCGAACAGUCGUCUACCAUUCACUUGCAUCGGACAAUUGAUCAGGUAAAGAGUCUGGGAGCAAAAGCUGGAGUUGUUUUAAACCCUGCAACCCCAUUAAGUGCCAUAGAGUAUGUGCUAGAUGUGGUGGAUCUUGUCUUAAUUAUGUCAGUCAAUCCUGGGUUUGGUGGCCAGAGUUUUAUUGAAAGUCAGGUGAAGAAAAUUUCAGAUUUGAGGAGGUUAUGCGCUGAAAAGGGUGUGAAUCCAUGGAUUGAAGUGGAUGGUGGUGUUGGUCCUUCAAAUGCAUAUAAGGUUAUUGAAGCUGGCGCUAAUGCUAUAGUUGCAGGUUCUGCAGUCUUUGGUGCCAAAGAUUAUGCAGAAGCAAUAAGAGGCAUAAAGACUAGCAAAAGGCCUUUGGCAGUUGCAGCAUAAAGGACAUUCUCCCCAGUAAGGAUUACUUGGAUGGCUUUAUUUAUCGGGGUUCACUCCACUCAACAAAAAGAAAAUAAAGAAGUCUACGACGGCAUCCGAUCGACUGUUCAAUGACGCUCGAAGCUAUUUUGUGCUGAUAUAAGUAUUCCUUUUACAAAUUAUGAUGUAACUUGAAAUUGCUGAGAGUUGUUUAUUAUAAGUUGCAGUGAGAAUAAGGAUGUGGAUUAUAAUUCUAUUACAUUAUCUAUACUCUCCUGUUUAUUCCCUUGA